AUGAAUCUAGCAUUUUCAACCUCCAACGCUGUCCUCGAAGCUUCAUCCCCUGUCUUAUCAAGUGACGUUUUUCUUUUUGAAGACGAACGCUUAGAAUGCGUUUACAAGCGUCACAAAAGUCGCUUUCAACGACAAAAAGAUGCUUUUGAAACGAGUAUUUGCAAGAAACCUUGGAAAGGAUUUCGAAACUAUAAGAUGUUUCUAGAAACAAGAUUACAACGUCGUAAAGUGGUAUAUGAAUGCUGCCAGAUCUUCCCAGCGUUGCAUCAUGCGUCCAUUUGUGGAGAUCGAAAGCUUGUUCACACACUUUUAAAUACACCAGGCGUGUGUGAAUUAGAACGUGAUGCAUGUGGACGAAUUGCACUACAUCACGCUGUAAUUACUGAGCGAUUUAAGAUUGUAAAAAUGUUAUUGCGACGUCGAGAUGGGAGGCUACAAGUCCAUACUCGAGACAAUUCAUAUCGGACACCACUGCAUUAUGUACUAGAGAAAUUCCCAACGUUAGCUCGGCAGACUUCUAGGACACACAUGGAUACGAAUGUUAUGACAUUAAGGAGUAAACGCAAUCGACGACUUUGGAAGCUAGCGGAUCAUAUGCUGGAAAUGUUUUGUCAAGAGGUUGUAGCAAAUGUUGGUGAAAAAGGUGAGGACAGUAUCAAAGCAUUGGAUAUGCGCUGUCGUGGAGACUUUUGGGAUUGUUGUCGCUUUGGAGACUUAAAGCGAUUGGAAACGAUAGUGAAGGUGUACGGGUGCACGACAAAAGACUGGAAAUUGGAUGCUUUAAUGCGAACGCUAUUGCAUGAAGCUUGUGAGAAUAAACAGCUACAUCUUGUGUCUUAUCUCAUCUCAACGAUUGGAAUCUCCGUCCUGAUACAAGAUUCUGCAGGCUGCACAGCAUUGCAUUGUGCUGCUCGUCGAGGCUUUCUGGAUAUAUGUCGAAUGCUUCUUGGUAAAUCACCAUCAACUUGUAAAGAUCAACUUCAAAAAACUGCUGAAGAUUUAGUCCUCGUUCAAGAUGUUCGAGGUCGAACUUGCUUACAUUGGAGCAUGCUUGGUUACUAUAAUUCUACUGUCCGCUCGGAGAUUGCUAUGCUCUUUGUGCAAUCUUUUCCGGCAGUGCUACACAUUUGCGACCACGAUGGAAUCUCACCGCUUCAUCUCGCUAUUUGGAAAGGCCGCGUUGAACUGGUGCAACAAUUCAUUGAUUUAGGUGCCGAUAUUUGGGCUUCCAACUCGCAAUCUUUGCAUUAUAAAGCAAAGGAGAAAGCUUCUUGGGCACCUUGUGGUAUUGUGUUUCAACGUUGCUGUCUUCAGAAAGUAACGAAAGCUUUAGCAAGUGAGCCUUUUCCCAGUCAACGCGACAAGAUAAAAAGACCUGAGAAGAAAUUGUUGGAUUGGAUUCAAGUGCAGCAUCCGGUCGAGGCAUUAUGGUAUUGGACACAGCAUUCAAGUAAGCAUCAUACGUCAUCAAUAGAGAUGGAAUGUGCGAAGAUGAAAGGUGAAGAUAAAAAGGAUGAACCAUUGAAUAGAGAAAACGAGUGGGGAUGUCGGAAAUAUGGUGGACACUGUCACCAGUGCCAACUCUCUUCAUGCGAUAAUAUGACUCGAUCCCUCUUUCUCUCAACAAAUCAAUGCGAACAUGAUCCUUUGACUCCUUUGCUACUUGCUUUGCGUAUGUGCGCGCUAAAGUAUGAAUCGAAAUCAACAUAUAACGAUCGAGUGGCGAUCACUUCGCUGCUGCUCAUGAACGGUGCAUCUCCUGACCAAAUCUAUGAUGACGAAAGAGCUCGUGAUAAUAUCAUGGAAUGUAGUCAUUCGGCUCUAGAUGAAGGGCUUCGAUUUUCGCUUUGGUGUCCAAAUAUCAUAUCAAUCUUGCGUCAGCAUGGUGCCGAGCAACUUAGUAUUCAUAGGCUUUUGGACUGGUGUUUCUCGAUACCUGCAACGAUGCCAAAAGAGGCUGAAACGAUACUUUUGCAAUUGAGUGAGAUUGAGCAUGUUGCCUAUAAUUCUGAAUUUCUAACGAUGCUAUUCCUUCAAACCCAUUUUGUCAUCUUGUGCAAGUUUUGGUUAAUCAAACGUCGAAACUUUUUAAAUCAAAUGCCGGAAGCUAAAUGGACGGGGUAUGACCACAAUUUGAUUCAAGGCGAUUCACCAUGGAAAUGUAUACAUCACACCAUGAAGAGUUGGGAGAAUUCAAGAGCCAGACUCGAUGGAAUGGGAAAGAUCAGUAGUGAACAUCUCAAAUUCAUGUGCUCACCAACGACUUUGGAUCUCUGUAAUCAUUCUGACAAUGGUCACUGUGCAUUGGAUCUCCUCGAAUAUUGUUUGGGCUUAGUCCUUCGGCAAAGAGUCAAUAAAGAUGUUCAAGCUAGAAACGAUACAAUGUUAAUGAAAGAGCACGAUGAUAUCGUACUGCUAAGUAUUGACAAGCUGCUUGAGUAUUGGAAACGGAACAAGGAAUAUGAUGAGAGAUGGAUUCAAUUUAAGGCGACAAGCUGGCUGAAACUGCUUGUAUUGCGAGGAGACUUUACUUGUGCGUUAGUUGUUCUGAAAACAUGUAAGCCUUUAAAUAUUCUGCUGGAUAGGGUGUUUGCAUUUUACUCGGCAUCAAGAGGCUUUCAAACUCGUAAUCAAGAUCAGCAGCUGGAUCAGAACCACGAAUUCAUAAACGAAUGUGCCGUAAAAUUACUGAUUGAAGACUCGGUCCAAGUUGAAGCGAAGUAUGUGAAUGGUUUAGAUUCAACAAGCGUUGCUUCUGCACGAUCAAUUGUGUACUUGUGCGCUUUAAAUCUCGCAUUAGAUCUUGUAAAAAGAUGCUUUGAUAUUACAUAUCAAGAAGAUCCUUUUGAAGAAACAGGUGAUACCUUUUCAGCGAUAAGAAAGCUACGAGUUGGGGGUAAGACAAUGGUGCAGUGGAUUGUCGUACAUGAUCGUUGCGACAUCAUGCUGUGGCUGCUUAAGCGUCUUCCAUCUGGAAUUGAGCGUAGUAUGUGUUGGAGCGACUUUGUUGGUGUAGCAAUGCACAACAGUCACAAGAAUUUGGUGGGAAAGUUGUUCUCUAACGUCUCAGAAGAAUAUCUUUUUAGUCUAGAUGAAAAUGACAGAAAAACCUUGGUAUCGACCUUGAUAGUAAAAGGUGCUAUCCCGACAAAUUCGGUGAAUAUUAUGAAGCGCUUACUAAAGAUCUAUAUCGAAUGUGAUGUUCAUAGUGGAAAGCACAAAGAUUCUGGCAUCUUUGCAAUGACAGGUAUGCUACACUGUAUUGCACGCUGGAAUGCAGUUGAAAUUGCCAAAUUUUGUGUCUCUGAAAUGAAUCAGUCUCAAGUUUGGCAUCACUUUUUCAGUCAAGAGAUCAAUUGCUGUCAAAACAAAGACGAAUGUACCCCGUUAGAACUUUGUCGACUAUUCGGACAUCGUCACUUGUAUCAAUUCCUUUUUUCUCAAAUUUCAAUUAGAACCGACAUGAGAUUAGCUAUCGACAUUCCAUCAUCCAAAAAGAGUUUCAUGAACCGUGCUUUGAAAAAAAAGCUUGAUCUCAUGGGUCUUUUUCGAAAUAUCAUUGAAUUAAAUGGAAUCACGACAACUAGAUCUUCAAUACAACCGAAAGCAUACGAGAAUUCUACCGGGUACAAACGUUAUCUCGUUCUCAACGAUCCUUGGCUUUCUGCAGUGAGUAACAACCAAGUCUCGCACUUGCAAGCAUUAUCACUAGUGCAACGUCAACCAAGCGUUUCAAUGCAAGACCUUCUUUUAUGUGCAAUCAAAGCUUGUUCAAUUGAUGCAUUCACUUGGAUCCUCGAAACUUAUGCACCUAUUAUGACAUAUUUGAACGAAAACGAAAGUAUCGAGUGUUUGUAUACUGCUGCAAAACAUCCAAGCAGUAUGUAUACCAAAAUGACGUUAAUGCUACUUAAAGCACAAUUUUGUUCUGGUCGAUUAUCCGGCGAUGGAACAAAUGUACCGUUACUACACCGUGCUGCAUGUUUUACGAAUGUUACUGCAGCAAGGGAAAUCAUGUCGAUGCUGCUUGAGAGAGCAGAUUGUGACGUAAAUGCGCUUGAUGCAUUCGGAAAUACUGCAGUAUCGUAUGCUAUUGCCGCAGGAUGUAUCGACAAUGCGUGCUUUCUCAUUCAGAAUUUAAAGUGUCGACUAGAAGGAGAAUACGAAGGUCAGGCGUGUUUCUACUAUACACUACAUUUGGUUCCUUCUUUUGCGUGGCGCACAUUAAUACAGCACAUACUUGUGACCAAACGAUCGCGUGCAUAUCUUCACUGCGAUGGUGAUGGUGAAUCUUGUGGCUGCAAAAGUUUUGAAUACGCAGUGUGUGCAGUAUCACAAGUGUGUACCUUUUGUGGUCAUGAAGCGCCAAAUCAUCGCAUUUUACCAUAUCCAUCGUGGUUUCGAGAUCAGUACGAUACCUAUCGUGCUGCAAUAUCGCCACAAAGACGCUUAAGCUCCAUCUCGGACGACUAUACUAGCGAAAGGGACCAUCUUAAUAAUAGAUUUGAAGUCGCUAGUGUUGAAGAUGAAGAAAUGCUACUGGAAAAUGAAUGUGGACGACUUAAUGUCAACUUGUUGAAGCGAAUUACGGCAAUUCGAUUUUCUGACCUUCUCCAUGCUAGUGGGCUGUACAUUGCCUGUGCAAACGAGCAAGAAGUUAUUGACCAAAGUAGAAAUGAGAAUUUGGUGUAUGAGAGCGGUGACAGCUUUCACCUGUUAGAAGAAGAUUUGAAUUUGAUACAUGAGGAAUCGAUGGUGCAAAAGUCGACAUUUUGUGUAAAAUUCCAGCGACCUUAUGGUGGCGAUACGGAUAAUGAACACAAUCGACAGCUAACUGGUCCUUGGUGGUUGCAACAGGAGCUAGGGAUGGUCCAUCCUUCACAUUGUCGUUGUCAGACAUUUGCAUUUGUGAUUAAUCCGACUCAACUUGUUCAUCUUGUGAUCUCUCGGUGGCUCCGCCAAAUAGCAAAUAGUCGCAUGCAGCAGACAAUAAGUAGCGACAUUGUAAACAUGACAGAGGGUGCAAGUAUAACUAUUCAGUCAGCGUUUGGAAUCUGGCGAUAUAUUGCCCAGCAAUCUCCACACGAAGCUGCGACGCCAACUCUGAAACUACUCAAAAGCAUUUUGUUUUACUGGCGGCAUGGUAAGCAGUUUGUAGCGUUCCAACGCUGGAAACACCACCGAAAUAGCGCGGAAUUUGCACACCAUCAGCUUGUUACACGAUUGGAAGAGAUCGCUAUUGGGAUGCGACAAAAUCGAUUUUUGAAGCUGCAGCUACGUCAGCAGCAGCUUAUUGAUGACACUCGAUUACUUCGAUUGUCACUAUAA
This is a messenger RNA of Plasmopara halstedii, 5328 nucleotides long. Its product is annotated as FOG: Ankyrin repeat. Lineage: Eukaryota; Oomycota; Peronosporomycetes; Peronosporales; Peronosporaceae. The coding region runs from base 1 to 5328 and encodes 1775 amino acids. Gene Ontology annotation, molecular function: protein binding. The transcript has a single exon. The record is from RefSeq and is a predicted model, not a curated record.